Messenger RNA from Empidonax traillii (willow flycatcher), 1120 nucleotides. Its product is annotated as alpha/beta hydrolase domain-containing protein 17A-like. Gene Ontology annotation, biological process: protein depalmitoylation. Gene Ontology annotation, molecular function: palmitoyl-(protein) hydrolase activity. The transcript is spliced from 3 exons. Bases 1 to 471 code for a protein of 156 amino acids. Gene Ontology annotation, cellular component: endosome membrane; plasma membrane. NCBI's taxonomy places the organism in Eukaryota, Metazoa, Chordata, Aves, Passeriformes, Tyrannidae. The record is from RefSeq and is a predicted model, not a curated record.
AUGGGACCGGAUGAUCCCGAUGGGCCCCUUCCAACUCCGGUCACAGCCCACGAUCUCCUGGCACUGUACGGGAUCAGCCCGGAGAACAUCAUCCUGUACGGGCAGAGCAUCGGCACCGUGCCCACGGUGGACUUGGCCUCUCGCUACGAGUGCGCGGCCAUCGUGCUGCACUCGCCGCUCACCUCCGGCAUGCGCGUCGCCUUCCCCGACACCAAGAAGACCUACUGGUUCGAUGCCUUCCCCAACAUCGAGAAGAUCUCCAAGAUCACCUCUCCCGUCCUCAUCAUCCACGGCACGGAGGACGAGGUCAUCGACUUCUCCCACGGGCUGGCGCUGUUCGAGCGCUGCCCCAAGGCCGUGGAGCCGCUCUGGGUGGACGGGGCCGGGCACAACGACAUCGAACUCUACAGCCAGUACCUCGAGCGCCUUCGGAAAUUCAUCUCCCAGGAGCUGCCCAGCCAGCGCAACUAGGGCGGGGCGGGGGGCUCUGCUGGUCCCCCCCGUGUCCCUCCCCAGCCCCAGGCGCAGUGACUUUGUUCGGGCUCGGCGGCAAGGAUGGCGUUUCCUCUGGGACACAAGCACAGCUCUCCCGGUGCCAGCCCUGGCGCUGCUGGCACCUCUGGCACGGCUGGGCAGACGCGGCAGCUCCCUCCUCCUCCCCUUCCCAGAGACACGAGAGCCCCCCCUCCGACGGCGGAUCCUUGGCUUCGGACACGUCCCCGUCCCCUCUCCCAGGACAGCGAACCCCGAGCCCCUCCCGGCCGCUCUGCUGCUCUGACAUAGCAAUAAUGCGAGCUGGAGAGGGGCUGGGUGGCACAGCCCCCUCGCCGCUGGCCCAGGGGGCGGGACAGAGGAGGUUCCCACAGUGGCAGUUCCCACUCCACGGAGCUUUCCCGGGACCAGCGCUGGCGGUGCCCGGAGUUCACCCCACGGCCGGGGCAGAGCCGUGUCCCCGCGGGGACGAUGGGGAUGCACGGAGGAGGUGCCCUCCUGCCCCACACCUCCUCCAGUGUGGCCCUGCUCAGCCUUCCCAGAGCACUCCCAGUGUUCUGGUCACCCCUGGCAAAGCUCCUCGGGGAGCGGGGCGAGGGGCCCGGGCACUGAAUAAAGAGCAGAGGUU